GGAGGAGCAUCUUCUUCCCCGGCGGCCCUUAUCCAGUUUCGGCGGCAGCCGCGCACCUCCCACUCUACUAGUCUAGUGGCCACUGGCCAGUACGCGUACGCCGUCCCGCUCGCUCCCCUCGCGCGCCAUGGCUCCCCGCGCCACCCAGCUCCUGCUCUUCCUCAUCGUCGGGCUACUCGUCCUCGCCGCGCCCGCGCCGGCGCUCGCCGCCGACGGCACCAUCGUCUUCACCACGCUGGGCCGCAGCCGCUACGCCUUCGACAUCUUCGCGCUCCCGCUCGCCCCGCGCUCCUCCUCCUGCCCCGCCGCCGAGGCCCGCCUCAGCGAUGGCGCCUCCGUCAACUACAACGGCAACUUCGCGCCGUCCGGGGACUCCCUCCUCUUCGUCUCCGAGCGCAACGGCACCCUCAACCUCUACAUCUCCCUCGUCCCCUCCGGCUCCGGCUCCGGCUCUCGCCGCGAGGCGCUUGAGGUGCCCAAGGCGGCGCCGCUCACGCCGCUGCUCCCUUGGGACCCCAUCUCGCUCAAGGACCGCCCGUCGCUGACCGCCGACGGCGCCCACCUCGUGUAUGUCUCCACCGCCGAGCCCGCCGGGUCACCGCGCCGGAGUUGGGCGGGCGUCUACAACACGCACCUGCCCUCCGGGUCCACGCGCCGGCUCACCCCACGCGGCGUCGCCGACUUCAGCCCCGCCGUGUCGCCGUCCGGGGAGUGGACGGCCGCCGCGUCGCCCGGCCCGGACGGGUGGGGCGGCGAGGUGGAGGACCUCGACACCGACAUCUACGUCUUCCGGACGUCCGACGGGUCGCGGCGGACGCUGGCCGUCCGCGACGGCGGCUGGCCGACCUGGGCCGACGAGACAACCCUCUUCUUCCACCGCCGGGACAGCGACGGCUGGUACGGCGUGUACCGCGCCAAGAUCUCGUUCGCGGGUGACGCCGGCGUGUCCGCGGCGUCCGUCGAGCGCAUCACCCCGCCGGGGUUCCACGCCUUCACCCCGGCCGCGUCGCCCGGCGCGCCGGGGCUCGUGGCGGUGGCGACCAGGCGGCCCGGCUCGGACUACCGCCACAUCGAGGUCAUCGACGUGAGCGGCGGCGGCGCGAACGCCUACUUCGAGGUGACCAGGCCCGUGGCGCCGCGCGUGCACCACUUCAACCCGUUCAUCUCGCCGGACGGCGCGCGCGUCGGGUACCACCGGUGCCGGGGGAGCGAGAACGGGGACUCGCCGCUGCUCCUGGAGAACAUCAAGAGCCCCGCGCCGGACACGUUCUCACUGUUCAGGAUCGACGGGUCGUACCCCUCCUUCUCGCACGACGGCAAGAGGAUCGCCUUCGUCGGGCUGCCGGGGCUGUUCGUGGUCAACUCCGACGGUUCCGGUGGUCGCCGGCGAAUCUUCUCUGGCAACGCCUUCCCCACGGCAUGGGACUGGAAGAGGAAGGGGGUCAUCUACACCAGCAUCGGGCCAGACUUCGCGAGCGAGAGGACGGAGGUGGACGUGGUCGCCGUGUCGCUUGGCGACGACGACGACGAGGGCUCGAGCAUCUCGAUCAAGAAGCUCACCGUGGGUGGCGGGAACAACGCGUUCCCUUCCCCCUCGCCGGACGGCAAGUGGAUAGUGUUCCGGUCGGGGAGGUCCGGGCACAAGAACCUCUACAUCAUGGACGCCGAGGACGGCGAGGCCGGCGGCAUCCGGCGCCUGACCGAGGGCCCCUGGUCCGACACCAUGUGCAACUGGUCCCCCGACGGCGAGUGGAUCGCGUUCGCCUCCGACCGGCACAACCCCGGCGGCGGCAGCUUCGCCAUCUACAUGGUCCACCCGAACGGCACCGGGCUGCGGCGGGUGGUGCACAGCGCCGACGGCGGGCGGACGAACCACCCCUGGUUCAGCCCGGACUCCAAGUCCCUGGUGUUCACGACGGACUACGCCGCCGUGUCCGCGGAGCCCAUCUCGAACCCGCACCACUACCAGCCCUACGGCGAGAUCUUCACCGUGAACAUCGACGGCUCGGGCAUCCGGCGGCUCACGCACAACUCGUUCGAGGACGGGACGCCGUCGUGGACGCCCUACUACCUGAAGCCGGAGGACGUCGGCGAGACGCUGCAGGCCUCCGGGGCGUGCGCGUUCGAGGACUGCCACUGGCUCAACAUCGAUGCCAAGCCAGAUGGCCUCAUGUGUGGUAGGCACGGCUAAGUUGCAUCUGUGAUGGAGAAAUUAUGGGCUCAUGUAUGUAGUAGGUAACUGGGUAUAUAGCGACCAGCGAGGGCAGUGAUGCUCUCCCAUCUAUAUUUGCUUGCCUACGAAUAAGGUCAUGUAUAUACAGUACAGUCAUGCAAAUUUUAAGGCAACAAUAACCUGAUUUGCACA
Messenger RNA from Panicum hallii, 2365 nucleotides. Its product is annotated as tol-Pal system protein TolB. The record is from RefSeq and is a predicted model, not a curated record. The transcript has a single exon. The coding region runs from base 128 to 2191 and encodes 687 amino acids. Lineage: Eukaryota; Viridiplantae; Streptophyta; Magnoliopsida; Poales; Poaceae.